AUGGCUGAAGUACCUCCCCCACUGCCCCAGCCAGCUGGUGGGGAUGUGGAUAGAGUUGCUCCUUUCCUUGCCAUCUACUGGGUUGAAGUAUUCUUUGCCAUACUCAUCGUGUGUCUUCGCAUGUGGGCAAGACACGUCAUCCGUAACUUUGGUCCCGACGAUUGGGUCAUGCUAUUCACACUGUUUAUGCAAAUCGUACUUGCCGGCUUCGUCACCAGAUAUGCCCUCAUUGGAGGCACAAAGCAUCUGUACUACCUUAAGCCCGAGGAAAUGACGGAAAUCCUACGCUGGAGCUAUAUCUUCCAGUGUUGGGGCAUAAUGGCCGUAGCCCCAGCCAAGGUUUCAGUCGGUCUGCUCAUAAACCGUUUGAUACGCCCGUUUUACGGAUGGAGAUACUGGGUCAUGUGGAUUUCGCUUGCUUUGAUGGUGAUCCUCAGCGUGCUUGAUAGCAUCUUCACCUACGUACAGUGCAAUCCGGCAGAAGCGCUAUGGAACAAAUCAAUCACCGAUGCAAAGUGCUGGGACCCAAGCAUACAAGCAAACAUCUCUAUCGCUCAUGGAGCUUACUCUGUCUUUUGCGACGGCCUUUUGGCAUUUAUUCCUGUGACACUUCUUUGGAAAAUCCAGAUGCCCGUCAAGAGAAGAGUCGGGCUUUCUAUACUUCUUGGACUGGGGCUGUUCGCUGCCGUGGCCGGAAGCAUCAAGACCAGUAAGCUAGCCAAACUCGGCGCGCGGUCAGACUUGACUUGGGAAAUGUACGAUCUCAUCAUCUGGGCUGGUACCGAGAAUUUUGUCGUGCUCUUUUGCGGUUGUAUUCCACCUCUAAAACCGCUCUGGGAUCAGCUCGGGGGACGCGGGGGUUCACUUCUCAAUUCAUUCCACGUCAGUUGGCGAGGCACAAAGAUCACUGAGGAUGAAUCGCUUGUUAGUGAGCAGAAUCAUAGUCUCGGUGCUCUUGCAGGGUCCAAGAAGUCGUCCAUGUCUGUGGAUAACGUCUAUGCUUUACCCAAGCGCUCCGUGUGA
This is a messenger RNA of Periconia digitata, 1023 nucleotides long. The record is from the annotation of a GenBank genome assembly. Lineage: Eukaryota; Fungi; Ascomycota; Dothideomycetes; Pleosporales; Periconiaceae.